Ipomoea nil (Japanese morning glory) is the source of this 884-nucleotide messenger RNA. RefSeq names its product methylesterase 10-like. The transcript is spliced from 3 exons. Gene Ontology annotation, molecular function: methyl salicylate esterase activity; methyl jasmonate esterase activity; methyl indole-3-acetate esterase activity. Lineage: Eukaryota; Viridiplantae; Streptophyta; Magnoliopsida; Solanales; Convolvulaceae. The record is from RefSeq and is a predicted model, not a curated record. The coding region runs from base 33 to 845 and encodes 270 amino acids. Gene Ontology annotation, biological process: salicylic acid metabolic process; jasmonic acid metabolic process.
UUUGUGUUCCAAGAAAUAAAGGACAAAAAAGAAUGGAGAUGAUGAGAAGUGCAGAAAAUAAGCAUUUUGUUCUGGUUCAUGGUUUUGGCCAAGGAGCAUGGUGCUGGUACAAGCUCAUUCCUCUUCUCAGAUUAUCCGGCAACCGAGUUACGGCGUUGGACCUCGCCGGAUGCGGCAACCACCGGAAACAGAUCGACGAGGUCGCCACCGUGUUCCAGUACGUGGAGCCGCUGUUCAACUUCAUGUCUGCGCUUCCCAGAGAUGAAAAGGUUGUUUUGGUCGGGCACAGCUACGGCGGGAUUCCCGUUUCUCUCGCCAUGCAGAAAUUCCCCGAGAGAAUCUCCGUUGCCGUCUUUGUAUCCGCCUACAUGCCCGGCUGUAAAUCCCCGCCGGCGACUCUUAUCCAAGAGUAUUUUAGAAGAAACACAGCGGAUUCACUCAUGGACUGUGAGGUGAUGUUUGAGCGAGGAUUGGAAAAUCCACCAACUUCUGCUAUUUUUGGGCCAAAUUUCAUGAAAGCCAUACUCUACAAAGACUGCAAAGAGGAGGAUUUGGAGCUAGCAAAGAUGCUAAUGAGGCCGAAUGGAUUCUACGUGGAGGAUUUGGCUAAGGAAUCUUUGCUGACUGAGGGUAAAUAUGGGAGAGUGAAAAGGGCAUAUGUUGUGUGCGAAGACGAUGAAGUUAUGAGAGAAGAGUUUCAGAAGUACAAUAUCGAAAAUAGCCCUCCAGAUGAAGUGAAAUCCAUAGCUGGAGCUCCCCAUAUGGUCAUGUUGUCUAAGCCUCAAGAACUUUGCAUUUCCUUGCUGGAGCUUGCUGAUAAAUAUUCAUCGUCAGACAAAUUUUAAUAUAUACUCAAAAUAAAAUAAUAUUUAGUCGUAGAAGUG